CAGUGGAAGCCUGCUGUCCCUCAGUCUUCUUGCUCUGGGCCACUGGGGAGUCAUGGAGGCAGGGGAGCCAGCCUGAGUCCCCUGUGUGGCAGGCUGAAGGAUUGCUCAGAGAAGACAUAUAGCAGUUCCAGAGAUGUGGGCCUAACCUGCUCCCAAGACGUGGACUCGGCCUGUUUCAACAUCAUCCAGUGCCCAUGCUUUGAGCUCAUCCCAGAGGGAGAGUGUGUGGAGCCGUUCUGGUGUGGCUGGUGCAAAAGCUACAGGCCUGUCUCCGUGGCAGUGAUCCACCAUCCCAUCCACCGUGUGUGUGGGGCAGAUGACGACCUAAACCAAGAAGAGGAAGAGGAGGAGGAGGAGGAAGAGGAAGAGGAGGAUGAUGAUGAGGAGGAGGAGGAAGAGGAUGAGGAGGAAGAGGAGGAGGAUGAGGAGGAGGAAGAGGAGGAGGAGGAGGAGGAGGAGGAAGAAAGCAAGCCUCCCAUCCCGACCCACGUGGGGCCCCCCGCCCUCCCCACCAACACAGGUAUGGGCAUGGUCACAGGUAGCCCUGACCUAGCAGCUCCCAUCACCAUCUGGCAUUCCGAAAGCCCCACAGCGAAGUCCCAGGGCAAUAAGGUGAUCAAGAAGAUAAAGAAGAAAAAGGAAAAAGAGAAAGACAAGGAGGAGGAGAUGGACGAAAAGGCAAAGGUGAAGAAAAAAGUCAAGAAGGGCAACUUGACUAAGAAGAAAAGCCCAGUUAAAUCAGAAUCACCUCCAGACUUAAGCCGAUUGUUAAGCCCAAGAGAGUUGACCAGGAUGUCAGAGUCCAGCCCAGACAGCCGGCAAGAUCUGGAGAGUGAGGACAGUUACAAUGACCCUGGGUGGGAGGAACCCUCCAGUGAGGAUAUUGUGGAGUUUUCAUCAACCAGGAAGAGAGAGAAGAAUAGGGUCCAUGCCAAGAAGCCCGGGAUGAAGACCUCGCCAGUCAAGAAGGUCAACAAGAGGAAAUCUUCCCCAGCAUCAAACCCCAAUCUCAGUUGAGGCCAGGGCGACCAGGGUGAAGAAUAAAUGCGAUCAUGCCUGUAGCUGACCCCCUGCUUCUCUCUCCCUCCAACCUGGCUACUUCUGGCGGGGAGGGGGCAGCCUCUGGGCAUAACUGGAGCCAAGGGGCUAA
Mesoplodon densirostris (Blainville's beaked whale) is the source of this 1150-nucleotide messenger RNA. RefSeq names its product protein interacting with cyclin A1 (gene PROCA1). Lineage: Eukaryota; Metazoa; Chordata; Mammalia; Artiodactyla; Ziphiidae. The transcript is spliced from 2 exons. The record is from RefSeq and is a predicted model, not a curated record. The annotation marks the transcript as partial.